Messenger RNA from Musa acuminata subsp. malaccensis (wild Malaysian banana), 660 nucleotides. Its product is annotated as probable calcium-binding protein CML23. Gene Ontology annotation, molecular function: calcium ion binding. The record is from RefSeq and is a predicted model, not a curated record. Lineage: Eukaryota; Viridiplantae; Streptophyta; Magnoliopsida; Zingiberales; Musaceae.
UAUGCCUUCAUCUUGCAGGUGCUACCACAUUUCAUUACGUGGAAACAUGCGACAGAUGAGGAUUCUUGAAUUCCGCUACAACGUAGAGAAGCUGAAGGAAAAGAAGUGGAUAUCAAGGAAGGACAGCCAAGCCUCAGACCUGAAACCCACGUUUGAGCCCGACAAGGAGGGCAUGGAGCAGGUAUUCAGGAAGAUAUCGAAUGGCAAAGAGAUGAUCGAGUUCAGCGACCUGCGGCAGCUGCUGCACAAGAUGAACGUUGCCGACGCCGACCGUGAGGCCAAGCAGAUGAUGCAGGCGGCCGACUUCAACAAUGAUGGCUUUCUGGACUUCGACGAGUUCAUGAAGGUGACCAAGGACGUAAGCAUGAGAGAAUUGAAAGACGCCUUUGGCAUGUUCGACGAGAACCGCGAUGGACAUAUAAGCGCCGAAGAUAUAAAGAGAAUGAUGCAGAAACUUGGCGAAAGUUGUACCUUGGAGGACUGCGCGAGGAUGGUGAAGCAUGUGGACAAGAACGGGGACGGGCUCGUCGACAUGGAUGAGUUCGUAGCGAUGAUGACCGGCACCAGGAAACCAAUCUGAACGAGCAUUAAUCUUACUAUAUAUCUCCAAUGCAACAUGCUCGAUAAUUUCUACCUCGCAACGGGAAAUAUAUAAUUAGU